UGAAAAAUUUGAAUGAAAAAUGAGGUUAAGUAAUAAUUAUUUAAAUCGAUCUUUUUAUAUUUCACACUCACAAGUUCCUUUCUAAAAAUGACUACUAGAAAACCUUGGAGGAAAGUUCUGUAUGAGAAGCAAUGCUACCCGGAUAACUAUACAGAUAAAAAAGUAUUUCUAAGGGAUCUGCGGAAGAAUAUAGAUUUUAAAGAAGUAUCACUAACUGAAGCCGUCCUAGGUGCCAAUUUGUUACUGCAGGAGUUCUGUACAGUUGUGGCUUUUGUACUCAUAUAUUUCUAUAUGGUUAACAAGUGGGUUGUACCAUCAAAGAUAUUCCAAUGGACCAGCCUAUUGACAAUUUCUGGUUUCAUAUACUACCUCUUAUUUUUCAGUGCGGGUAUUAGACAAAAAUUGGGACACGAUUUGAGAACAGUACUAACGUUUAUAGUGUUCGGACAGUUAUUUUCACCAGUUUUACACACUUUAACCGAUACUAUAAGUACCGACACAAUUUACACUACCACGUUUUUCAUGAUGCUGGUACAUUUAAUAUUUUUCGACUAUGGAGUAAGUGCCGCAAUAGUCUCAAACAGUUUGUCUCUCAGUGCUGCUGUGUUUGCUUCCAUCUGUUUGGCUUCCAGGUUAUCGUCGGCUCACGAAGCUUUCAUUUUAAUGACCGUGGCAACGGAGACCUUUGUGCUUUUUCCUCUGCUGAGGCAUGAAAUUCAAAAACCUGUUUUAGUGACUUUCUCAUUACUGUCUGUUGAUGCGUACUUCUUGUAUCAAAUUGGAGGCCUUGCUAUAACUUUAUUCGUGGUAACGGUUACGUUAGUUACUGUGAUUUGUCCCUUGCUUUUUGUGAGGUACCAGAAAUACAAGGAUAAUAUUUACGGACCAUGGGAUGAGGCGGUUGUGGACGAUGUAGAUAGCUUAGCUUUUAAUUGAGUUUUUAGAAAUAAAUCAACUGGUCUGAUUAGAAAUUACUAGAUCACAGGUUAAUAAAAAGAAAUCUGCAGGUGCUGCAAUAUCGAAUAAAACUUGAUAUUUCACAAUUUAAAUAUUUUAAGAUUGGUAAAAAUCUAAGUCAAACAAGGGAGACUAUGCAUUAUUGCAGUCUCAACUUGAAAAUGGAAGUAUUGGAUGGGGAGGAGCAAAUCGUACUUAAAACCGUUACAGGUACCACAAAAAAGAUUUAUCAAAAAAUAUAUCAAUAGAACAAUUAUAAGCAAAAUUUUAGACUUAACAGCAGCUGUAGGUAAUGUUCAGUCUGUGUACUUAUACGUUCGAUAAGAUAUCCUUCAAGUACUCAAUUUAAUCUCCAUAAAUAAGGCUCUCGAAAUAGAAAUAUUUUAACUAGAAAGGGAAAGUGCAAUAAAAUUUACUUACCUUGCUCUGUUUGUAUGAUGUAUAUAUAUAAAUUAUAUUUUUUUCUAUUUAACUAGGUUUUAUUAUUCACUUAUGUUUAUGUCAU
Messenger RNA from Anoplophora glabripennis (Asian longhorned beetle), 1462 nucleotides. RefSeq names its product phosphatidylinositol N-acetylglucosaminyltransferase subunit C (gene PIG-C). Gene Ontology annotation, biological process: GPI anchor biosynthetic process. The transcript has a single exon. Gene Ontology annotation, cellular component: membrane; glycosylphosphatidylinositol-N-acetylglucosaminyltransferase (GPI-GnT) complex. The coding region runs from base 88 to 936 and encodes 282 amino acids. NCBI's taxonomy places the organism in Eukaryota, Metazoa, Arthropoda, Insecta, Coleoptera, Cerambycidae. The record is from RefSeq and is a predicted model, not a curated record.